CAAAGUGAGUCACGUGGUUCGCGGGAGGUAAAGCUGAACAGUGACUAAUUUUCUGACCUGCUUAUCGAACUGGCUGUGGAUCCAGCCUAAAUUUUUAAUCUCCAACAAUGCAGGGAGAUGACUUCGAGUCUUUUCAGGACCCACGUCAGAGAUAAACGCCGGGUCAAUGGCAUCUCCCCUAUCAGAAAAAGAAGUCGGAGCAGUCGGCCCUGUUGAUGGGACUGUAGGGGGACUGCCCGGGGCCCGACUACCUCCUCGGCCGCAUCACCCCUCUUCGACUACUGCUUUGUCGCCUGGAUCUCUGAUGGUUGAAUCUGUGGACGAUGCCGAGGGUCUUUAUGUUGCAGUUGAGCGGUGUCCUCUCUGUAACACUGCUAGGCGCAGACUGACCUGUGCCCGAUGCAUCCAGAGUGGCGAUUUUGUUUACUUUGACGGGAGGAACCCCGAACGUUACAAAGAGAAGUCGGAGAAACUAAAAGCGCUGAAAGAUGAAAAGGAAAGCCUUCAACAACGAGUUAUCCAAGCCAUGGAGAAGAAGAUUCAGACAGACCAGCUAAAAUGGAAGAUAAUGUCCUGCAAGAUGAAGAUCGAACAACUGAAAGAGGCUAUUUCCAAUGGGAAUGAGGAAGUCAAGAGUGGUAAGGACCUGCUGGUUCGUUCUCAGGAGGAGAGCCAGCGUCUGCAGCGGCGGGCCACCCGGCACCAGGAGAAGCGGGACAAGAUCGAACGGCACAACCGGCGGCUGGCCGAGCUGCUGGAGCGGCGGGGGCGCGAGGUGCAGACACGCCUGGAGACGCUGGCCGACGUGCGCCGCGGACACAUCCUGGAGCUCGUCACGCACAUCUUCACCAUGCAGGAGGAGAAACAAGGCAGCAGAGACCCCGCAGAUGUGGUGGCGGAGUGUGACCCUGCGCUGACGUCCAGCACGGUGAGUGAGCUGGCUGAGGCGCGGCGGACCACCUACCUGUCGGGCCGCUGGAUCUGGGACGACCAGAACGGGGAGACCAGCAUCAGCAUCACCGGCCCCCACGUCACGCUGCCCAGCAACGGGGACUGCUCCCCCUACUACAGCUGGGUGGAGGAGAAGAGCACCACACAAGGCCCAGAGUUGGACCAUAUCAACCCAGCCCACACCAUCAGCGCUGCGCUCUGCUAUGCCACCCAGCUCGCCAACAUCCUCUCACACAUCCUGGACGUCAACCUGCCCAAGAAACUGUGCAAUAGUGAGUUCUGUGGGGACAACUUGAGUCGCUACAGGUUCACCCGCGCACUCACCAAGCUCAACACCAACAUCCUGCACCUCUGCUUCUCACAGCAUGUGGAGAGUGAUCUCCUGCACCCCCAUCACACCUUGAGGAACAUCAUGUUUCUGGUCUCCCAAGAAAACAAGAACCUUGGAAGGACCGGUCCGUUUGAGGCCAGCGCGGACCUGGAGGAGUCUAUGGAGUUUGUGGAGCCGGAAGCGUCGGGGCCGGCGGAGGAGAGCGGGGACGAGGCACCCAGCGACGAGGAGACAGACCUGGGCACCGACUGGGAGACGGUUCCCAGCCCGCGCUUCUGCGACAUCCCCUCCCAGCCCAUGGACCUGUCCCAGAGCACCGCCAUGCAGGCCUCCCAGCCAGCAGGUGCCGCCGCCGGGGGAAUGAUCUCCUCUGCUGCCGCCUCCGUCACCUCAUGGUUCCGCGCCUACACCGGCCAGCGCUGAACACACACUCUCAACGUACUUCACAUGUAUAUGCAGCACACUGAUCAGAGAUUUAAAAUCCUGGGUUCAGAAGGAAAAGAUACUACCACUAAUUUGGAAUACUCCAGCCAGUGGUGAACGCAUGUACACACACACACACACACACACACACACACACACACACACACACACACACACACACACACACACACACACACACACACACACACACACACACACGUUUCCGAAAGUAAAUGUUACAAACUACUAGUAAUUUGGUUCUACUUGCUCCAUAACAGCUGAUCUUAGUGAGUACCCCACACAAAAAGUUACUUGUGGCAAGAGAUUGAAGUUACUUACAUGCCAAGAGUUUUUUACUUUCUGAACCCGGGACUUACAUACAGGCAUACACAGCCAAGAGUCACAGCUGAUGCUGUUGCUAUGCAAACUAAAUUGGAAGAAAAAUACUGAACCCCCCCCCCAAAAAAAAA
Messenger RNA from Engraulis encrasicolus (European anchovy), 2175 nucleotides. RefSeq names its product autophagy related 14 (gene atg14). The record is from RefSeq and is a predicted model, not a curated record. Lineage: Eukaryota; Metazoa; Chordata; Actinopteri; Clupeiformes; Engraulidae. Gene Ontology annotation, cellular component: extrinsic component of omegasome membrane; extrinsic component of phagophore assembly site membrane; phosphatidylinositol 3-kinase complex, class III. The coding region runs from base 167 to 1705 and encodes 512 amino acids. The transcript is spliced from 10 exons. Gene Ontology annotation, biological process: cellular response to starvation; mitophagy; autophagosome assembly.